Canariomyces notabilis is the source of this 2505-nucleotide messenger RNA. RefSeq lists its product as uncharacterized. The record is from RefSeq and is a predicted model, not a curated record. Gene Ontology annotation, biological process: DNA-templated transcription; regulation of DNA-templated transcription. Gene Ontology annotation, molecular function: DNA binding; DNA-binding transcription factor activity, RNA polymerase II-specific; zinc ion binding. NCBI's taxonomy places the organism in Eukaryota, Fungi, Ascomycota, Sordariomycetes, Sordariales, Chaetomiaceae. Bases 1 to 2505 code for a protein of 834 amino acids. The transcript is spliced from 5 exons.
AUGGAUCCGAUGGAAAAGGAUAAGAUGGGUGAAGGGCACAACCCGCCCCCACCCCCGCCACACCCUUCUUCGGCUCCUCAAGUCGUUAGCAGCGGGCCGGGCGGGAGCAUACCUGCCGCCGCUCCAGGCACGCCAGCUCCGUCUUCGGCCGGAGCUAGUACCCCCAGCUUUCCCACCGCCGUCGCCCCGAGCGUGUCAAAGAGAAAACGAGGUCUCGGCGUUGUUACGCCAAACGCGUGUACCGAGUGCCGCAAGAAACGCGCAAAGUGCGACGGACAAAAGCCGUGUGGCCGAUGCAAGGCACAAAAAGACGUUGAAUGCGUUUACGAGAUUCCUGUUCGCCAAUCCAAGGAAAACCUUCGCCACGAGAUCGAGCAACUCCGACGCCAGCAGCGCAAUAAUGACAAGGUCCUUAAUGCUCUUGUCCGCCCCGACCUGUGGGAAGAGGUCCUCAACCGGUUACGCAACGGUCAGAGCGUGGAAUCAAUAUCGGAAUGGCUUGGAGGGACUCUUCCAUCGGGAGGCGGCGCACUACCUCCCAUCAGCCCCCGGGUUGGCCACUCGGAUGGCGGCGCCUCUGCCGUCCCUGGAUACGCUCCCGGCGCACACGGGAGCUAUGGGCCGGUCCCCCCUGGUCUGAAUCCGAUUAGCCCGUCCACCGUCCCGCGGCCGCAUAGCAGCAACCAUGAUAGCGACCGGCAGAGCUCCUGGGGCGGCUACUCCACCCACACAACCCACGUCACCCCGGGCGCUUCACACCCCGAUAGCAUGGAAUGGAAUACUGACGCCAUGAGGCGCCAUCAUCAAACGCAUGACGGCUUAUGGGUUGAGAACCAGAGAGCUCGUGGCCUGGACCAGGUUUUUGCCCCUGAUAUUCCCCAGAUGCAAGUUUCGCCCAAGACAUGGACCAACAUCACGGGCGAUUCGGGGCUUGUCCAGCAUUUGCUGGCGCUCUACUUCUGCUGGGAAUAUCCCACCUUCGCUUCGCUAAGCAAAGAGCAUUUCCUCAAAGACUUCAUGGAGGGUCGCGCCCGGUUCUGCUCUUCCAUCCUCGUGAAUGCGCUAUUGGCGCUGGGGUGCCGCUUCUCAAGCCAGCCAAACACUCGAGCCAACUCGGAUGAUCCGCACACGUCAGGCGACCACUUCUUCAGAGAAUCCCAGCGGUUGUUCUAUCUCGAGGAUAACCAUCAUAAGUUAACCACCAUCCAGGCUCUGGGGAUUAUGUCUAUAAGAGAGGCGAGUUGUGGGAGGGACUCGGAGAGCUGGUACUAUGCCGGCCAGAGCAUUCGAUUGGCAAUCGAGAUGGGACUACAUCGACUUCAAAACGACGGUCAAGACGAUGACGAAAGUGCAGUGCAAGCGGCGACCUUUUGGGGGGCAUUCGCCCUGGACCACGCGUGGUCCCUAGCGACGGGGUCACUGCCACAGUGCUCGUGUUUCCCACGGCUACCGCCGAAGCCUGCCAUAAUAGACGAUAUCGAGGCCUCACUAUGGAUUCCAUAUACUGAUGACGGCGCUCCACUCCAGCGUUCCUGCGAGCAGCCGUCCAAUGUCCGCUCCGUAUACAAAUGCUUCUGUGAGCUGAGCGAGCUUGUUCACCAAUCGUUAUACAUACUACAUUCUCCCGGGCGGCCUCUCUCGAGCAGAGACCUGCUAAAUAUCUACACCCAGUACCUGAACUGGUACGACAGGAUCCCUGAGGUGCUUCGACUCGGUCACAACUUUACUCCGGCCGUAUUGUUCGCGCACAUGUACUAUCACUUUGCCAUUCUUCUCCUUUUUCGACCUCUCAUCAAGCUUCGGAUCAUUGGCUCGAGCAUAUCCCCUAGAGAUGUCUGUUCGCAGGCGGCGGACGCGAUAUCCGGCCUCCUACGCUCGUACUCCCAACUCUACACGCUCAGGCGAACGCCAUCGUUCGUACCGUAUUUUGUGCUGACAUCAUCGAUCAUGCACCUCGCCAUUGCAGCAACAAGCUCGCCCAGCUCCGAAUCCGCUGCUGGAGGCGCCGAUUCAGUGCCAGAUCAUAGCCAGUCGUCGCAGUCGUCUCAGCAGCAGCCUAAGACCAAUCCCCGCGUUUAUGAAGCUAUCACUCGUGGCAUUGCAGAUUUGACCGAAAUGGCGCCAUGCCACCAUUUUGCGGAACAAGCACUCAACAUCCUCCGGUUCCUGGCCAAAAAGUGGAAUGUUGAUGUCGAAACCAACCCGAAAGCAGAGGAACUCGGACAGUUUGACCCGUCUGGCUCUCAUCAUGGUACGCGACCAGUAACCAGCGGCCUGAAUUUCUUCGCGCCCAAUUUUCUCGAGUCUGACCUUAACCGUAAUUGGGGCGGAGGCACAGCGUCUGGGACGGGCUUCGACCAAGGGCCUGGAACGAGGCCCACCGGCAUUCCGGAAGUAGCUACCGCGAUGGAGAAUCCGUUGUUUUGGCCCUUUCCGAUGCAAGGGCGUCCGAUACUGCCUACUGGAAAGGCGCUGGAAGAAGCUGGUUUUGAGAUGAUUCACUGA